Helianthus annuus (common sunflower) is the source of this 1176-nucleotide messenger RNA. Its product is annotated as protein FAR1-RELATED SEQUENCE 5-like. The coding region runs from base 1 to 1176 and encodes 391 amino acids. Gene Ontology annotation, biological process: regulation of DNA-templated transcription. The record is from RefSeq and is a predicted model, not a curated record. NCBI's taxonomy places the organism in Eukaryota, Viridiplantae, Streptophyta, Magnoliopsida, Asterales, Asteraceae. The transcript is spliced from 3 exons.
AUGAUAUUUGGUGUUGGCCUCCUUCAUAACGAGACAAUCGAGUCAUACACAUGGCUUCUACAAAAAUUUCUCCAAGCUCAUAACGGCAGACAACCUCUUUUGGUUCUAACCGAUCAAGAUUGUGCCAUGAAACAAGCAGUUAGCAACGUAUUCGACAAGUCGCAUCAUCAACUAUGUAUGUGGCAUAUAGUUCAAAAGAUACCAUCUAAGAUCAAGGGAGACAACUUGACAAAUAUCGAGAUAAAAGAGAAGUUUCACAAGCUUGUUUGGAACGUCUAUACCAAACCUGAAACAUUUGAGCACAGGUGGAAUUCAUUCAUCGCCGAAUAUGAGUUAGAGUCUCAUAAAUGGUUGACAGAGAUGUUUUCAAUUCGGGAGCAAUGGAUUCCAGGUUACUUUCGCGAAACACCCAUGUGCACUUUAAUGAAAACGACAUCCAGAUGCGAAAGUGCAAACCACAUGUUUAAAGCGGACUCGAGCGCACAUAAUACAGUGGUUCAAUUCAUGUUGUGUUAUGAUACGUCCAUCGAUGGGUUAAGAAACAAGCAACGGGAACUUUGCAAUCAUACUGAGACCACCAACCCAGAAAAAUACAAAACAAGCUACAGGAUUGAACGUCAUGCGAACGUCGUUUACACAAGGAAAAUUUUCUACGAGGUUCAAAAGGAAAUUUUCAAUGGUACAGAAUUUAGUUACAUUGCGGAACGGUCCCUGGUUGAUGGCAUUCAUUGUUUUACAGUUGCUCAUCUAGAUCACGAAAAGGAAGUUGUUAACGAGUUCAAGGCACUUAAAGAUAAGAUUUUCGCUGAAGUUCCAUAUGAUCUAGAAAUUAAUAGAAAUGGUGUAGCAAUUCAGGAAGUUAUUGCCAACACUGAACCGGACGAGAUCUCGUGUACGACACCAAAGAAAAUUCGUAACAAGGGUUGUAGGAAGCACAAAAGACCGAUUGGUCCGCGAGAAAAAGCAAUAAAAGCUGUCAAGAUGUCAAGAAGGAAAUGUAAUUAUUGUGGAAAACGAGUUAGAAAACACGACAAAAGGAAUUGCCCUUUAAAAAAAGGGAAGCCAACUAAGGAUGACUCGUCUACAGAUGAGGAUGAUGAGGAAGACGAAGAUGAGGAAGACAUGGAGAUAGAAUCGGACGAAACUGAUAGGGACGGCAAUGCUAGUGAUGAUUAG